UACAUAAAACAGCAUUUGCAUAUAUUUUCAUAUAUGCUUAAAUAAUAAAUCAUAAUUUUAAAAUAAAUCUGUAAGGCCAAAAUGAUAUGAGAGCAUCGUGAAGAAACUGCGAUGUGCGAAGGUGUAUGGUUUGGGUAAUGGUGCUGGAGAGGGAUCCGGUGUUGAUUGGGAUAAAGAGAAGAGAAGAGCGAGUGAGAUGGAGGCGGGGGAUGUUUCCAUCUCUGCGGGGACUGAAGUGUUCAUGCCCAGGGCCAGCGCUGCAGAUCUGGCUAACAUUCAACCCAGCCCUCCACAAUAAGCGUGCAACAACAAAAAAACAGCAGACUAUUUGAAGACGAUUCUCUCAAGUCGCCAUACCGCCUGAGAGCCCCUUCUUCCCGGAUUCACUCUCCUGCUUACCGCCCAUAUUGUCUGGACGUCUAAAAGACCAUUCUGCAGAACAGAGGAGCAGUGAACUGAGACCUAGCCAGGUGUGCUCCACCCGAGAAUGAACGGAACUAUGGAAUUGUCCGCAGAAGUCAUUGCUGUCAAGGAAAAAGCUUCAGAAAACUGGCCCAAAGAGGACCUGCUGGGCUUGCUGGAGAGCAUGAGGAUCAACCUUCCCCAGAAUGACCUGACCAAAUUCAAAACUGCAGAGUCUCAUCUGGACUGGGGCAAGGUGGCCUUCAACCAGUACACAGGAGACAUGUGCAAAGAGAAGUGGCUCGAGAUUUCUCAUGAGGUGCGGAAGUUCCGCACAUUGUCGGAAAUCAUCUUGGACGCUCAGGAUCAUGUGAAGAACCCCUACAAGGGCAAGAAGCUCAAGAAACACCCUGAUUUCCCAAAGAAACCCCUGACUCCCUACUUCCGCUUCUUCAUGGAGAAAAGAGCCAAGUAUGCCAAACUGCACCCAGAGAUGAGCAACCUGGACCUCACCAAGAUCCUGUCCAUAAAGUACAAGGAGCUGCCAGACAAGAAGAAGAUGAAAUACAUGCAAGACUUUCAGAGGGAGAAGGAAGAGUUUGAACGCAAUAUGGCAAGAUUUAGGGAGGAGCACCCUGACCUGAUCGAGAACUUUAAGCGCUCGGACAUCCCGGAGAAACCCAAAACACCCCAGCAGCUCUGGUACUGUCACGAGAGGAAGAUCCACUUAAAAACACACCCUGAUGCCACAACCAAGGAUAUCAAAGAAGGCCUGGGCAAGCAGUGGUCCCAGCUGCCUGACAAGAAGAGGCUGAAGUGGAUCACAAAGUCUCUGGAGCAGCAGAAACAGUAUGAGGAGGUGAUGCGAGGGUACAUCCAGCAGCACCCGGAGCUCAACAUGAGCCAGGAGGGCAUCACCAAGUCCACCCUUACGAAGGCUGAGCGGCAGCUGAAGGACAAGUUCGAUGGCAGACCCACCAAGCCCCCUCCGAACGGCUACUCCAUGUACUGUGCCGAGCUCAUGUCCAACAUGAAGGACGUCCCCAGCACCGAGCGCAUGGUGAUGUGCAGCCGGCAGUGGAAGCUGCUGACCCAGAAAGAGAAGGAUGGCUUUCAGAAGCGCUGCGAGCAGAGGAAGAAGGCAUAUGAAAUUGAGAUGAACCGGUUCUUAUGUAGUCUCUCGGAGGAGGAGCAGCAGCGUGUGUUGGGAGAGGAGAAGAUGCAGGGCUUCAACAGGAAAGGCGCUGGCAACUCUUCCUCCAAGAAGAACUCCACCUCCAAGGGGAGCUCAGACAAACCCAAGCGGCCGAUCUCCGCCAUGUUCAUCUUCUCGGAGGAGAAGCGCCACAAGCUGCAGGAGGAGCAUCCUGAGCUGGCAGAAAGCCAGCUGACACGGCUGCUGGCCCGCAUGUGGAACGACCUGUCUGACAAGAAGAAGGAGAAGUACAAGCGUCUAGAGGCUGCGGUGAAGGCAGAUUCAGAGAAGAAAGAGCUGGAGGAGCGUGGACGCCUUCCGGAGUCUCCCAAAACAGCAGAGGACAUCUGGCAGCAGAGCGUCAUCGGGGAUUACCUGGCCAGGUACCGGAACGACCGUGCCAAAGCCCUGAAAGCCAUGGAGGCCACAUGGAAGACCAUGGAGAAGAAGGAGAAGAUCAUGUGGAUCAAGAAGGCAGCUGAGGAUCAAAAGAGAUACGAGAGGGAGUUGAGUGAGAUGCGUGCCCCUGCCACAGUGACAGGCACUGGCAAGAAGAUGAAGUUUGAAGGAGAGCCCAAGAAGCCGCCCAUGAACGGAUACCAGAAGUUCUCUCAGGAGCUGCUGUCGAACGGGGAGCUGAACCAGCUGCCCCUGAAGGAGCGCAUGGUGGAGAUUGGGGGGCGCUGGCAGAAGCUCUCGCAGGCUCACAAGGACCGCUACAAGAAGAUGGCAGAGGAGAAGCAGAAACAGUACAAAGUGCAGCUGGAGCACUGGCUGAAGAGCCUGUCCUCGCAAGAUAGAGCAAUAUACAAAGAGUACACAUCAAAUAAACGCAAAAGCACUGCAAAACCCAGGGGUACAAUUGCCAAGGUGAAGGCUGUCGUGGCCGUGAAAUCUGACACGGAGGAGGAGGAUGAUGACGAGGAAGAGGAAAAAGAGAAAGCAGAUUCUUCAGAGGGAGACUCCUCCAGCGAUGAGGAGAGCGAGGAGGAGGAGGAGGGGGAGGAGAAUGAAGAGGAGGAGGAAGGUGACGAGGAGGCCGAUGACAAGGAGAACGAGUCCGAGAGCAGCAGCAGCUCCUCCAGCUCCGAGGAGACCUCGGACUCCGACUCGGACUGAGCCCCGAGACCCCAUCCCAAAACCAGCUCCCUCUUCAAACUGCUUCAACUGCACUUGAGUUUUAAAAAGAGGGGAGGUGGGGCGCCAUUCACCCUUUUUGACUCCUGAACCCAUAGCCUGUCCAGCAUGGAUGUAACCUUGGCACUCUGGUUAACUAGAAAGCUGACCCUUUCCUAAUCCCCAGCCAUUAUUUUAAACCUUCCCUGAGCCCAUACAGAGUUCUUUCGUCUGUCCUGCCAAAAAAGCAUCCCUCUCCGUCCACACCCCUUCAACACUAGAUAGUUUAAAAAAAUAAAUAAAACCAAAAACACCACUCAAAUAUACUGAAUGAGAAAAUCCUCAGACUAGCGGAUUCACCUUGGGACUGUCAGUCAUGAAGAUUAUUUUACGGCUUGAUUGUAGUUGGAGAAUUAGUGGGGGAGGGAGGGGGUGGGGUUUCUCAGAUAUUUAGGUACUGACUAAAUCUAGUACCACGGAGUGGCCAGCAGGAGUCACUGCACACAGAAAGCUGAGUUAACAAUCAAUUGAUGUAUUCUAAACAGGUUCAAUUCCCUGACACUGAAUUUGAGAAUGAAUAAACAGGAUAGAGGACCACAGACUAUUUUUUUUCUUUUAGUUUAGACUAAAGAAAGUGUAUAGUCAACAGGGACUUUUUUAUUUUAUUUUUAUAUUUUAAUUAAUUUAAUAGUUUAAUAUCAGGAAUACUAAAGCCAUGUCUAAGUGUGUGGUUCAAAUAAAAGCAGGCAGUUUGCUUCUAAAUGUUCUGUUAUUUCAGUGUAUCGAGUUUUAAUCGUACAAGAAAACAGAAUAUAUAUAAUGUGAAGCACAAGUUCAUUUUUAAGCAUAGACCUAAAAUGAAUUAUCAAUGUAUUUAUUGUUUAUUUGGUACCAUAUAGUCUAACAAUAUCCGAGGGUCCAGGUUUAAGACUAGGUUUAUUAAAAUACCCAGAUGGAAAAGCGUAUAAAGGCACUUUAAAUAUUAAAUUCAGAGGUAGACCACUAUAUUUCAGUUUUUCUUUCUUUUACCAGUAGAGUAUUUAUAACCAGCAAGCUUAAAGUUGACUAAUUCAGAGUAAGUCCUUGUGGCAUACCCUAUACCUUCCUUAAUCUUUUAUGUGAAAGAUGCCCGCUGUACUGUACACUUUUUUUUUUUUUUUUUUUUUUAUGUUAAAGAAUUGGCCUGCAGACGGUUAUCCUUUUUGGAGGGGUUUAGAUAAAGUAGAUAUUCUUUGGGUGGAGAUGAGUCCUAUUGAUCAGGGGCAUAACAAGUAUUUUAUUUAAUGAUUUUUGUUAACCACUAUUUUAAUUAUUUAAUUUUUAUUGACCGUUUUACCCCGAAUCAACCAAAAAGAAAAAAGAAAAGGAUAAUUUAAGGUUUUAGAUUCCGGAGAUAGGCAGGGAUGAUUUUUUCCCCCUCCCUUGUUUGUUUAUAUUAUAUAUAUAUAUAAUAUAAUAAUUUUUUAUACUACAAUUGAAGCCCCCAGUUAACAGUCCUCCUAUUAUUUAAGCGAGUGCAGCAGUUUUAUGAGGCUGCUGUUAAAAUAAGAACUAUUUCUAAUCCUGCAUGUUUUAUUUCGCUACACCCUCUUAGGACUGCAUUAUUAUAUUUAUCUGAUUUAAAUCAAAUCUGCGAUUCAGAUUUUAUUUUGUAUUUCUACAAGAUGGCGUAGUUUAGUAGCGGGCUGCUGUUAUGAAAUUGUAUUUAAACACGUACAGCUUUAGAGCAGAAUAAUGAUAAUACAGGUCAAAAUAAUUUCACAAAAGCAGAAACAGAGAUUAGUAAAGCUGAAUGAAAUGGCAGAGCAAACCUAAACGUUUAUAGAUGGCAAUGUUUUACCCUAUAAUUCUUGCUAUAGAUAUUUAUGAACUUCAUUUUUGCCAAAGUUCUCAACAUCCAGGUCCCUUAAAUGUCUUGUAAAAUCCUCCCAUUAACAUCUGUUUUUUCCUUGGUUAUUAAUUAUUAUUAAACAGGAUCAAGUCAGUUUAGCACUUUGCAAUGCAGCUGUGGAAGGCCAUGUCUAAGAAACAUUGAAAGACUCUCUCCAUUAAUAGGAGUCCUGCUUCCCAGUCAAAAAGCUGCAUCCUGCAUUUCUCCAAGAUGUCCUUUUUAAGAAGCUGAUCCAAUAACACACAUCAUUUCGUGCACAAACCAGUUUAAUUGCUGAAUGUUAUUUGUCCAUCGCAGCACACAAGUGGCAAAAUGUACUUUUUAAUCACUUAUGUACUUUCUGUGUUUGCCGUACAUUUUUUGUAUACACUUUUUUCCUGAUGCCGAAACAUCGGGAAUAAGCCGAUUUUGCUGUGUAGCUUCAUUCAGGCUAAAUGAUGUUGACUUUAAUCUUGAGGCUGAGACAUCACAGGUGGCUGGGUCCCUUUCCCCAAAACCAUACUGAUAUUGUAGUCCAAGCUGCUCUGGAGUGGUGCCUGAGCCGUUUGUGCAAUCCAAUGUGAUCCAAGUAAUAGAAAAUUUUACCAGUCCCUCAGAAGUUACUGAGGUUCUGCCAUAAAGUCUUUUAAAAAGUGAAUUUGAGUUUACUCAAUCUAUGUAGUUUAUGGCAUGCAUCAUUUCUAUAGUGCAGGUUAAGAGGUCAGAAAGAGGACUGUUCCAAUGAUACAAUAUCUAACGUGUGAAAGAGACUGCACAGGGGUAUUAAAAAUUGAAGGGGGGGGGGAGGGUUAUCUUGUGUGGGGUUUAAUAUGGUUGUACGUUAUUUGUAUAUAAUGCUCUUUGUAACACGUGGCUUUUGUUUUACAUGUAUAUUUUAUUUUGUUAUUCUUACAGCAUUUCUUGGGACACUGCUUGGGGAGGGGAGGGGAGGGGAUGUGUUCUUUACUGUAAAAAGAACUUGGUGCAUUUUUGCACUUCCGAAAUCACCUUGUCACACUGGUGAUCGUCGGGAGACUUUUUUUCUAAUAUUUUGAAAGUGUUCUUUUUGUAGAAAUAAAAAAGAAAGAAAAAAUGCUUUGCAGAUUUGUAUCGUUGAUUUUAAAACCUGAAAUCUGUAAGAGUUUUUAUAGGUAAAGGUGUUCUUUAUUUCAAGUGAUUACUAUUUGAGCAAGUAAACUGUUUAAAAAUAAUAAUAAUAAAAAAAAAAAUCUAA
Messenger RNA from Acipenser ruthenus (sterlet), 5817 nucleotides. Its product is annotated as nucleolar transcription factor 1-like. The transcript is spliced from 22 exons. NCBI's taxonomy places the organism in Eukaryota, Metazoa, Chordata, Actinopteri, Acipenseriformes, Acipenseridae. Bases 488 to 2716 code for a protein of 742 amino acids. The record is from RefSeq and is a predicted model, not a curated record.